GUUGCACUGAGGAAUGAACGAGUCAGGAAUCGGCUGUUUCAAUGCUUUCCCUAAUUCUACUCCCAUUUCGGUCACAAUUUAAUGCUAAGUCCAAACCAUAUUUCACACUUCGCUCCCCGUGUUCGUUCCUAGCGGUUUUGGUGAUUUAGUCUCUUUGCUAUAGCUUCAUUAUUACCGUCGGCAAUAUGUCUGGCAAUAAUUCCACUCCAUCUCUUCCGCCUGAGGUCUUGAACCAUAAUAAAGGGCCUUCGCUGAUCAUAGUAAGCGCCGUGUCGAUACCGUUUGCUCUUGGUGUUGUAGCCAUCAGAGUAUGGGCUCGACAUCGAAAACGGAUGGCCCUCGAACGCGACGAUUUCAUGAUACUCUUAUCACUGCCAUUGCUCUGGGCUACUGCUGGAGUUGCAAUCGCAUCUGUAACCUAUGGCGGCGUUGGCAAACCAUUGGCGGUCAACAUGAUGCAAGACCCGAAUCGACUUGGACGUGCUCAAUUGUGUCUGGUUUUAACCGAAUUCGUCUACGGCACAGUUCUCUGCACCAUAAAAGUCGGCAUCCUCCUAAUGUACUACCGAAUCUUCCCAACGAAAUCCAUGCGAAUUGGCGGAUACAUCCUCGGUGGAAUGACCUUUUCGUGGUGGAUAGGCAUCAUUUUCGCAAGCAUCUUCCAAUGCUCGCCCGUCGACAAAGCCUGGAAGCCAUUUAUGAAAGAAGGUACCUGCCUGGAUAAAAAUCGCUUCUUCAUUGGAAACUCGAUCCCGAAUAUUGUGAUGGACGCUAUGAUUAUCGCGUUGCCUGUUUUUGAGGUGUCAAAGGUCCAGGUACCGAGGUCGCAGAAGAUUGCUAUCGCAGGAAUAUUUCUGCUCGGUGGCUUGAUCGUGAUCAUCAGUUGCAUUCGGUUGAAGUACAUUGUUGCCCUCCUCCAAGCCGGGCAAGAAGCAGACUUCACGAAACUCAUCUCGACACCCUGGAUAUGGACAGUGAUCGAACCAUCAGUCGGACUCCUCUGCGCCUGUCUCCCCACGAUGCAGCCGCUUUUAUACGUUCUCUUCGGCCGUUUCAUCACCAAGACUACACAAGAUCGCAGUAAAGAAGGAAUCAUCACCAUUGGAGGUAGUGGCCAAAAGUCAGCAGACAGACAGAAAGGUCCUGUCAAGGAUGGACCAUUUCGCAGACUGCAUGAUAAUGAUUCAGCUGAGGAGCCUGUUUUGUGGCCUGAGACGUAUAAUAAUCAGCAUAAUACGGUGGUGGAACACUCCAAGGGGGUGGCGGUGGAUGAGAUUCCGUUAGGGACGAUUGCGGUGAAGAAGGAUAUACGGUGGGAAGAGUCGUAAAGAGAAGGGUAUACUAUACUGGGAUAGGCAAUUCGAUGCAUCAUGCUUAAUAAUUAUUUGGGGGGUAAUACAUUUCACAGCGAUCAAUAAUUUGAGGGUAGCGAAGUGACUCCCUUAAGGGACAUUUUCCCAAGCACGCCAGAAAUGCGUUAAGUUGAACGGAGCAAGUUAUGUGAAUCUCUUGGAGCUAAAUGGACCGCGACCAUCAGUCGUAAGCUAUUUUAGAAUAAAGGAUAGGGCAAUAUCCUGGAACGGAAGUUUAGUCUAG
This is a messenger RNA of Fusarium oxysporum Fo47, 1596 nucleotides long. RefSeq lists its product as uncharacterized. The record is from RefSeq and is a predicted model, not a curated record. The transcript is spliced from 6 exons. Lineage: Eukaryota; Fungi; Ascomycota; Sordariomycetes; Hypocreales; Nectriaceae. The coding region runs from base 186 to 1328 and encodes 380 amino acids.